Molecule: messenger RNA, 3632 nt
Organism: Sphaeroforma arctica JP610
Lineage: Eukaryota; Ichthyosporea; Ichthyophonida
Exons: 5
Coding region: 164-2902 (912 amino acids)
Molecular function (GO): protein binding
Source: RefSeq, a predicted model, not a curated record
AUUUAUAUGUAUGUAUGUAUAAAAUAGUAACCUGUUCUGGAGAUAAGCGAUAAGCACUUCAUUAUCGAGCACCUCCCAUAUUUUAGAACACAAACAGUACGCUAUCAAACUUUAGUACACGCAUAUCCGCACAAUAUUCCUGGUCGAGCCGGUACAUUAAACUAUGCCUAUUGAUCUUGGUAUUAUGGCCGACGAUUUAGUUUCGGUCGAAGUGAGCGUGUUGCGCUCCAAUAUACACGUACUAAAGGCUCUGGGUUGUGGUAAUGGAUCAAACUGUACUAAACUAGCCAAGUGUCUGAUAGAUGGACAGUACUGGUCUAUUCUCGAUGGUCCGAUCGCAUCACAGAUCAUAGGUAGGGAAUUGAGUGAUCGGCAGGUGACAGGCGAAGCACUGUAUGCCCAUAUACAAGAACAAGUCACGGCGUACAUACAAAGCGAAUCCAAUUCAACCGAGAAGACUCUAGAAUGUGUGCUUGUUGGUGCUGCGGCGCUUAACACCUUUGUACAGACAAAUUGGACUGGACCUAAGCAUGUGGUUGCAGAUACACUUGACGCAUCUUCGCAUGAAGUGGAUUUGUACUCGCUUUUGCCUGCUGACUGUGUAGAUGUCACCGAUGCUGAUCGUGCCGACCACAUGCGCACCUCAGAAGCGACUGCAAGUGCAGCGAGUUCAGGGUUGGUGCAUGGGAAGGUGGAGUACCGAACUUUCGAUAAGACUGUGCGGAGAUGUCUGGGGGCGGAUGGCGAGGAGGCGUAUGGGCUGGCGAGCUACCAGCACUUGCUCUUGAUUGCCCUUGCGGUGUUGGACACUGUGUGCAAACAAAGCAAAGAGGGUGCACCCACAUCGGCUCACUGGUGGUACUCGCGCGCAGUCUUCAAGCAGCAGCAGAUUCUGUCAGACUGGUCUGCGACACUGCGCACCAGUUACUUCACAUGCAUGCAGGCCACGCUGGACAGUUUCAUCCCGUCUUGUAGUGAGAGCAUACAGCCACAUCUGCGUGUACGGGCUUUGAUAGAGAUGGCGAACGUCAGCCACUACUACCAGGACCAGAGGGCUGAGCGUGCGUGUAUUAUCGAUGCACGUGAGCUGGCUGGGGUGACACUGGAGCUCACCGGUGCACUGGGAAGGCGUACACGGUGGCAGCAGACAGAUAUAUCUCAGCUGGUGCUGCGUGCUUCUGGGGGAUUGGAUGAUAGCAAUGAUUUCAACGAGGCUAUAGAAGAAGUGGGAGGUGUUAGUAAGGGCGAGGGUGCAGAGAACGAUGCGAAUGAGAUUGUGAGUGUUGUGAUCAAUGGUGAGGGUACUGGUGACGAAGUAAGCAAUCCCGCCCUGCCCAAGAAACUAGCGUUGAAUGACGACACGCUUUUGGAGAAAAUCGCAUUUAACGAAGACAGCGAUGCACAGGAAGGAGAGGCGGGUACAGAGAAGUCGAGUCUAUCUGUACUCACUCAGUGUCUGCUGCUGGCAAGCUGUCUAAAUGUCAAGAACUCCAAUGCGAAGGAUGGUCUGACCACAGAGGAGAUGGUGCCCUUUGUUGAGCGCUUACUAAAAGACCUGGACAAACACAACUGGCAGGUGUACUCCAUGGGGCUUCUGUUGCGGUCUCGGUUAGAGGGCGAGCGCAACCGGACAGCUGAGCGAGGUGCUAUGCAGAUGCAAGUGCUGGUGGAUCAGUUCAACGACGCUGCAGGCCAGAAGGAGGCGUCCCCAGCGGUCAGAAUGGCUCACAUAUACACCAUCUAUUACCCGUCCCGGUUUGAAUUAGAGCGAGAAAUCGGAAUCUACUAUUUGCGACUGGGUGUUGUGGUGUCGGCGCGCGAGAUUUUCGAGCGAUUACACAUGUGGGAGGACGUUGUGGACUGCUAUCGCGCGUCUGAGAAUAUGGAGAAGGCCGUUGCUAUGGCGACGGAGUUGGUCGAGCUGAGCGCCACACCCAGGAGACUGUGUUUGCUGGGUGAUGUCAGCAACGAGCCUGAACACUACCAACGUGCAUGGGAUGUGUCUGGUGGUAGAUACUCUAAAGCAAUGCGUGCACUGGGACGCAUACACUUUGCCAAGGGAGAGUUUGCGGAAUGUGUCGAGUGUUUACAGAAGGCCGCCGAUAUCAAUCCACUGCUUGAGGGCGUGUGGUUCACAAUGGGCGCUGCGGCGAUAAGAAUUGGCGAUUGGGAGUCUGGUAUCAAAGCGUACCGUCACUGCGUGACAUUGAACGACACCAACGGUGAGUCAUGGAAUAAUUUGGGCACAUGCUAUAUCCGCGUGGAGGACUUCGAGAAGGCCAUGAGCGCGUUCAAGUAUGCGGCAAAGAACAGUUACGAUAAUUGGAAGGUUUGGGAGAACUACUUCAAUGUGAAUCUUCAGCUGAAAUUGGUCAACGAGUGCAUAGAGUGCAUGAACCGGCUGUUAGACCUGAAGGGCAAUAAGUUCACGGAUGUCAAGGCUAUGCAGUAUACCAAUGAUGCGGUGAUGGCCAAGAUCGACGGUCUGGGAGGUACACAUGAAGCGCGCACACUAAGCAAAAGGUGGCAAGAAACACUCGGGCGGACGCAGGUGGGUGGUAUGUCACAGAAUGUUGAGAUCUGGAACAUAUCCGCCAAGUGGCACACUUACUGCGGCAACGACGAGAAGGUGCUGGAUUGCCUGCAACGAGCCUACCGAAGCUCGCAAAAACCAGCAUGGCAGGAAUCCAGCGAGCUUGGUUCGUGUGUAGUGACCCAAGCUUUGAAGAUUUAUGAUGUAUACGAAGCAAAGGGUGAUGCUAAGGGCUUCCACUCCGCUUUAUUAAUGCUGCGAGGACUGGUGAAGAAAACACAGGAUAUCGAAUUAUCUGACGAUUUGAGACCGAAAUUGGAGGCCGCGCUGGAAGAGUGUCAACGGAGGAAAGAACAGGCCCGUCAAUAAUUCAAUGGACCAUUAAAGUUCAAAUAAUAUUCGCUCACGAACUGGCUGCAAUGACCAAGCACCUCCAGCGGUAUACCUACAACUAUGCUCGCCGAAACUGUGCUCUUGGUAGCAAGGUUUCUGCUGCAGUAUAUACCACAAUGUGUAUAUCUCUAUAACAUAUCUCGCUGGAUAGAACCGUGUGAGCGGCAAACGAAAAGAAUUUCACAUAUAUUAAAUCUUCUAUAGUAGAGCUUUUUGGUGCGUUGCAAGGUUUCUGCAGCAGUAAUGUGUAUCUCGCUUCAACAUAACUCGCUGGGUAAACCCGUAUUAACGGCAAACGAAAAGAUAUUUUUAUGAUUUAGUCUUCUACGAAAGAGCCUUUUAGUGCACAAUGCUGGUCGAGUACACAUCUGGAUUCACAAUGAAAUGAUUACCGGAAGGUCAUGAUAUUCCCUUGUCGGCUUAUAUGAACAUCCACCAUACUCUCAGCCAAUAUGGUUUCUGAUAUAUAUAUCAGUAAUUGCUGCAUAAACGAUGACCAAGGAAAUGGAUAUUCCUUCUCAAUGCAGUACAACAGAAACCUCUCGGUACCCAACAUAGAAACUUAAUGCUACAGCUUCAAGCCUUCAACACUGUGGCAAUGUGUCGUGCGCUCGCACACGCACGGCCUACUAAAAAUAGACCGUAUUAAAUACUCAUUUAGCAGGCCUCGAUAUACAUCUAUGACCUUGGUGCGUACAUAUUUCAG